GGGCGGUGAGUGUGGAGUGGUGAAGUACAGGGGCUCCCCAGAGAGCCGGUCACCUACGCUUGCAACAGGAGCCAGUCUUACUUCUGAUCCUGAGGACGCCUUUCCAGCCCCGCGGUGCUUCCAGCUGAUUUGUGGAGAGAAGCCUGUUAGAAGACACCUAGUACAGCUGUCCCAGUGGCUUUUACUUGCCACCAAGCGGGAAGCUUAGCGGGUCUGGGGACAUGGCCAGAAAGGCUCUCAAGCUUGCUUCCUGGACCGGUGUGGCUCUUGCUGCCUCUGGUGUCUACCUCUACGGUAACAACUACUUGGACCCUAAUGACUUUGGCGCCGUUAGGGUGGGCCGAGCUGUUGCUACGACAGCUGUUAUCAGUUAUGACUAUCUCACCUCCCUGAGGAGUGUCCCAUAUGGCUCAGAGGAGUAUUUGCAGCGUCAAUCCCAGGUGCAUCUCCGCUCUGCCAGACGUCUCUGUGAGCUCUGCUGUGCCAACCGGGGCACCUUCAUCAAGGUGGGCCAGCACCUGGGGGCCCUGGACUACCUGCUGCCAGAGGAGUACACCAGCACGUUGAAGGUGUUGCACAGUCAGGCUCCACAGAGCAGCAUGCAAGAAGUCCAGCAGGUCAUCCGAGAAGACCUGGGCAAGGAGAUCCCUGAUUUGUUCCUCAGCUUCGAUGACACCCCUCUGGGGGCAGCCUCCCUGGCCCAGGUCCAUAAGGCAGUGCUGCGUGAUGGUCGAACAGUGGCUGUGAAGGUCCAGCACCCCAAGGUUCAGGCUCAAAGCUCCAAGGACAUUCUCCUGAUGGAGGUGCUCGUCCUGGCUGUGAAGCAACUCUUCCCAAAUUUCGAAUUCAUGUGGCUGGUGGAUGAAGCCAAGAAGAACCUGCCUCUCGAGUUGGACUUCCUAAAUGAGGGAAAGAAUGCGGAGAAGGUGGCUCACAUGCUCAGGCACUUUGACUUCCUAAAGGUCCCCCAGAUCUACUGGGAGCUGUCCACCAAGAGGGUGCUCCUGAUGGAGUUCGUGGAGGGAGGGCAGGUCAACGACAGGGCCUACAUGGAGAAGAACCAGAUAGACGUGAAUGAGAUCUCCUGCCACCUGGGCAAGAUGUACAGUGAGAUGAUCUUCGUCAACGGUUUCGUGCACUGUGACCCCCACCCAGGCAAUGUGCUAGUGCGGAAGCAUCCAGACACUGGCAAGGCCGAGAUUGUCCUCUUGGACCAUGGGCUUUACCAGGUGCUCACGGAGGAGUUCCGCCUGGACUACUGCCAUCUGUGGCAGUCCCUGAUCUGGACCAACAUGGAGCAGGUGAAGCAGUACAGCCAGCGCCUGGGGGCUGCAGAGCUGUACCCCCUGUUUGCCUGUAUGCUGACAGCCCGGUCCUGGGACUCGGUCAAAAGGGGCAUUAGCCAGGCUCCAGCCACCGCCACUGAGGAUUCAGAGAUCCGUGGUAACGCGGCCAGCUACCUGCCUGAGAUCAGCCAGCUCCUUAACCACGUGCCUCGCCAGAUGCUGCUCAUCCUGAAGACCAAUGAUCUACUCCGUAGCAUUGAGACCACCCUGGGCACCCGAUCCAGUGCUAGUUCCUUCCUCAACAUGUCUCGGUGUUGUAUCAGGGCACUGGCUGAGCACAGGAAGAGAGAUGCCUGUUCAUUCUUCAGAAGGAUCCAGAUAUCUUUCAGCGAGGCCUUUAGCCUGUGGCAGAUCAACCUUCAUGAACUUCUGCUUCGAGUGAAGGGCUUGAGGCUAGCCUGCUGGAUCUCAGCUCUCCUGGGCUGGCUGACUCGGGCUCCACACUGAGUGUGACUGUGGUCCCCUGCCCCUUCCUAGUGUCUUUCCACACUCCGCUUGUUCUUCCAUGCUCUGAGUACUCAUUCACCCAUGUCAGCUGAGGGGUUGGCCUGUGGUCCCAGGGUGGUCGUCCGUGGCACCAUCACACUCUGCCAUCGGAGCCCCCCACGGUAGCCUUGACUUGGGUCCUGGACUGUACUGGGAAGGGGAUAAAGCAACCUUCUUCCCAUCUCCCGUAGGGCUUGGUCAUCCCCACUUUCAUGGGGAUUGUCAGAAAGGACGGACCACACAUGCCAGAGGGCAUGUUUAACUUGUAGGAAAUAUGUAGGUCUUCAGAACUUGCUACGGAACAGACUGCGUUUUUGCCAUAUCACUCCCAAAGGUAUCUCACCUCAGCGAGGAAGGCUCCAUCUGAGAGUAAAGUGUACAGCUGUGGGUUCCUGCUGUCAUGGUGACACCUCCAGUGUUGUAUGUAUUGUGUUUCAAUAAACCCUUUCAAGAUUGCAGGGACUGUC
Onychomys torridus (southern grasshopper mouse) is the source of this 2299-nucleotide messenger RNA. It is a transcript of the gene Adck1, whose product is annotated as aarF domain containing kinase 1. The record is from RefSeq and is a predicted model, not a curated record. Bases 222 to 1793 code for a protein of 523 amino acids. Gene Ontology annotation, cellular component: mitochondrial inner membrane. Gene Ontology annotation, biological process: lipid homeostasis; protein phosphorylation; mitochondrion organization. NCBI's taxonomy places the organism in Eukaryota, Metazoa, Chordata, Mammalia, Rodentia, Cricetidae. Gene Ontology annotation, molecular function: ATP binding; protein kinase activity. The transcript is spliced from 11 exons.